AUGGACAUGGAGGAGAUGAUUUGCUUUGACCGAAAGAGUGCUUGGAGCAUUCCUUUGGUGCUGUCGAAGCACAAUUUCCUGGAGGGCAUUUUCGGGGCCUUCCUGAUCAUCAUGAAUGCCACCAUGCAGGUCUUGUUCACAGUCAUCAUCAUGUCUCCAGACUUCUUGGGAGAUGGCCUUUCCGUGCAGGAUGCACGCACCUGGCGUCUCAGGUUCGCGCACGAUCUCGAUUUCGUGGGCCUGGACCAUAGGAAUUUGGCUUCGAUCGUGUGCGACGAGGACGGUGCCUUGAUUUUCUCAACAGCUCAAGUGACUCAGCUGGUGGAGAUCAACAACUACUUGGGACUUGAGAAGUUGUCCUUUCAGCUGCCCAAUUUCCAGUCUUUCGGCAUCCUUUGGAUCCUAUGGGGCCGGGCACGGGAAAUGUACAUGCCGUUUCUGCAGAUUUGA
Durusdinium trenchii is the source of this 450-nucleotide messenger RNA. NCBI's taxonomy places the organism in Eukaryota, Dinophyceae, Suessiales, Symbiodiniaceae. The record is from the annotation of a GenBank genome assembly.